CGCCUGUGUUAAAAGGAAUAAAAGCUGAGAUUAAAUAAUAAUAUAGAGUUAUAUUGAAACAACGUGCAAAACUAAAAAACCCUUAUCAAAGUGUCAAGGUAUCUACUUACCCGCUGGUCCACCCUUCGAGGGAGCUGCUUCUGAACUCUGAGCUAUGGACGGUAUCGAAGACCCGGAGUCGAAUGGUGAAUUUGCUUUCGAGACAGACCACCUCGCGCUGCGUGGAAACAAGGACUACAACGAUUUGUUGAAAUAUAUUGUUGUGCUUGAGUCCCAAAGAGUUGCCGCUUUGAAAGACAUAGAGGAGUUGACAGAAGCACGAAACAAGGCCCUUGAGGAACCAUUCGAGUUUGUUCAAAAGCUACAGGCUGGCACAAUUCAGUUUCCCCCUCGGCAUCACAUUAGAGAGAUACCUACAAUAGACUGGGACCAAUAUGGAGUAGAUAAUGCUCAAGAUACUGAUGAAUUUAAUAAAGACAUAAAACCAGAUAUUUCAGAAGUUGGAGUGAAAGUGCGUGGACGGAAAUACACUGACAGCAAGCCGGAGACGUUCAAUCAGCUUUGGUCUUGCGAGGAACAAAAAAGAUUAGAAGAACUUUUAGAAGUUUACCCUGAAGAACCAAUAGAGGCAAGGCGGUACAAAAAGAUAGCCAAAGCACUUAGAACUCGAACCCCUAUCCAAGUAAUGAGUAGAGUGCAAAAGUAUUUUGCAAAAUUAGCCAAAGCUGGCCUGCCCAUACCGGGACGAACACCCAAAGGUAUGGGGCGGGAUAAAUGCAAGUCAAUACUUUACAAGAAAUCAAAUUUCUUCCCUCAGCUGCAUGUUCCUGUCAAAAUGGAGGACACAUAUGAUGUUGCUGAGGCUCCUUACACAGCAACUACGGCCACAGCCACGGAGACCAAAGUCGGCAACAAACACAUAGUGGAGUUGCUACGGGCGGCCAAACUACAAAGGGCACUGGAUGAAACUGCACCUGUGUAUCAGAAGAAUACAUUGUGUGUCGGCUGCCAGGCCAAAGGUUUCCUGGGUGCACGCUGGACUGACAACGCUGGGACAGAUUACUGCACGGACUGUGUUGUGAAGCAUCUGCCAACAGAAAAAUUGACCCCAGUUCGGAUACCAUUGGAUUCUACACCAGAGAAAUAUAGACAAGCACUUAAUAAUAAAUGGUGUUAGAUAAUUUAUAGGACAUUUGUGUCGUUCUCAAGUGAAAGGUACCACAUUGUCGCUUGCCAUAAGGACACUGACAGGUUAUUCAUCUAAAGAUAUGAGCAAAUUUCUUCUUUAUGGUAAGUGACAAUGUAGUACCUUUUGCUUAAGAAUGACAAAUUCGAUUAAAUGAGAAAGAAUCUUAAACUGUAAUUUAAUAAUCUGUAUAGUAUUCACAGAACCUUUUAAAAUGAUGAUUAAUGACUAGGUACAUUACCAAUAACGGUUACUUUCAAGACUCUUUAACAACAUAAUUAUGUUGAUUAGAAUUUAUGUUGUACUUACUAUAUUUCUUUUACAACUCAUGCAUGCAGUUUUAAGCAUUUUUAUGCUGUGUAUUUUAAGACUACCAUUUCAAAACUAUAUGAAUAUAUUUUGAACUUGGUAAGUAUAUGUAUAAGUGUACACAUACACUAUGUAUUAAGCAUAAUAACAUCUAGUGUAGAUUUUUAUCCUAAUAUACAUUUUAGUCCAAAUAAGACAUACAAACAAAAUCAAACAGAUUGCAUAUUUAAAUUAGAUGCAGGCAUGUUAAUAUUCUCUAGUACACUAUAGUUACCUAUUUAAAAUCAAUUUGUGCUUUAAUAAAUUUACAAUAAUCGAUUUUUUUAUUUAAUGUUAAUAAAAUUAGUUGAAAUCA
Molecule: messenger RNA, 1850 nt
Organism: Cydia pomonella (codling moth)
Lineage: Eukaryota; Metazoa; Arthropoda; Insecta; Lepidoptera; Tortricidae
Gene: Atac1
Product: ZZ-type zinc finger-containing protein 3
Exons: 2
Coding region: 155-1177 (340 amino acids)
Source: RefSeq, a predicted model, not a curated record